AUGCCAUUCUCCGGCCCGCCUGGCGUACCUGUUAUGAUGCCUCCAGGCGCACCUGUCAUAGUGGCUCCAUCACCGAGGCCAGUGUCCGGUGUGAUGCCGCCAAAGAGCACCACGCUGUACGUGGGCAAGAUUGCGCCCACGGUGGAUGACAGCGUCAUCAGAGCAUUGCUGGAGGCCUGCGGUCCGAUCAAAUCCUGGAAGAGGGUGCAGGACCCGGAAACACAGCAGCCCAAGGGCUUUGGGUUCUGCGAGUAUGAGGAGGCGGACGGAGUGCUCAAGGCGCUGCAGCUGCUCAACAAGCUGUCGCUGGACGGCCAGGAGCUGCUGCUCAAGUGGAACACAGCCACUGAGAAAUACAUUGAGGAGCUGCAGGCCAGGAAGGAAAGGGAUGCCGCGGCAGCCAAGGCCAAGGGUGAGCCAGCCACGGCAGGGAGUGGGGCGGAGGAUGGCGGGUCAGAUGGUGCCGCCGAGGAGGGCGAAGACGCGGAGGCCAGCAGGGAGAAUGCCAUCCUAGAGAAGAUCAUGGCCAUCGUGAGCGAGCAGGCGUCCAAAGCCUCGGCGUACAAGGCCGCGGACCAGUUCCUCAGCAGCAUGAGGGACGACCGCGGCCGCCGCCGCGACGACGACCGCCGCGCCCGGCCGUCCCGGGACGGUGCCGAGCGCGCGUCCGAGCGGCAGAUGGAGGCCGAGUUUGCGCGGGAGAAGGAGCGCGAGAAGAGCCGCCACAUGGAGCUGCAGCGCGCCUACGAGGAGCGGGAGCGGUCCUGGUUGAAGCACGAGAGGGAUGCCAAGGCAAGGGCCGAAAAAGAGCAGGAGCUGGAGAGGGCAGCUUACAAGGAGCGCGCAAGGAGAUCUCGUGCAAGUUUGGAGUAUGCUGACAGCGAUGGUGAGGAUGAGCCUUGGGCACGCAAGCCCAUUGCAUCCAGUCAAAGGGCACAGGCCAGAAAACGUUUGAGGGAGAAGGAAGAAGAGGAGGAUGCAUCGGAUCGCAUUGCUGAGACAUAUGAGAGAGCAGCCAAGGCACAGCGAGGGGAGUCCAUGGAUGGGGAUCACAGCUACCAAGAGAAUGGGGCAUCUCAUCCCUCAACCUCCGGAGAUGAGAAUAUGCAUGUGGACGUCAAUGAUCCCAUCUACCAGGCGAGCACUGCAAUCGACCUCAAAUAUUAUAUUGCCAUGGUAGCAGCAGCUAAAGAGCAGCCAAAGCCUGUUGCGCUGCCGCCUCCGCCUCAGAUAAGUGCAGAACAACUGGAGAAGGAGCAGGCUCGGCAGCAGGCGGAGAGCAGCAGACGGACUGCCGCUCGACCUUCGCCUGCUCCUGACAGCUCACAAGACACCUCUUCACAGCGCCCCAGCAGGCCACCAAGCAAGCCUCUUCUGUCAGUGUUUGGUGGCGAUGAGGAGGAAGACAAGCCCAAGAGGAAGCUCAUCCCUCUCACCUACACCGAGGAGGAGAAACAAGCCAUGCAGGAGACACAGGCAUGUUUCCUCCACUGUCCGACAUACAUGCGAUGGAGCGGCCGGUUUUGUGCUGUUCCUUCUGCGGAGAAGCCCGCAGACAACAAGGCAACUCUCAAAAAGCUGAUGAAGAACAUCCCCACAGACAAGGACGCAGUCUUUGCCUACCCCAUUAAGUGGGAUGUGUACGAUAAGUACAGCUUCAGCAUGGCUCCCAAGCUGUCACAGUGGGUUUUGAAGAAGACAGCAGAGCUGCUGGGUGAGGAGGAGCUCAGCAUGGUGGAGUACGUCAUGAACAUGCUGAAGGAGCAUGUCCAGCCUGUGAAGAUGAUCGAGACGCUCUCCAGUGUCAUGGACAAUGAGACGCAGCCUUUCGUGCACAAGCUGUACUACAUGGUCAUCUGUCAGACGGAGAAAGCUGCGCUGAACAUUAUGGAUUAAUCUGCUGUUGCUACAAAUACAAGUUGAAAUGAAUGGGAUGGGAGAGCUGGCCACUGUAGCCCAGCCGGUUGCAUUGUUGAUGAUCUUUGUUGAACAAUUGAUGCUGCCUCGUCACAAGCAGAUCUGGCUUUUACAAGCAACCUGAUGUAAGCGGCUUCUGUUGAC
Molecule: messenger RNA, 2061 nt
Organism: Coccomyxa subellipsoidea C-169
Lineage: Eukaryota; Viridiplantae; Chlorophyta; Trebouxiophyceae; Coccomyxaceae
Exons: 9
Coding region: 1-1896 (631 amino acids)
Biological process (GO): mRNA processing
Molecular function (GO): RNA binding
Source: RefSeq, a predicted model, not a curated record